AUGACGGUAUAUAAUAACGGUCUCCAAGAAACUCCGAUUUGGUUCCAAGAACGGCAUGGUCAUCAAUGUUCAAAUACUUUGUCAUCAAUGUUCAAAUACAUCCUUUGCAUACUCAACCUGCUUUACGCCCUAUUCGGGCUCGCGUUAUUCCUCGGCGGCGUCACAUUUUGUAUAUAUGUGGCACAAUUCACCGCCUUGAGGAACACCCAUCACUACAAACUAGACUUCAGCUUGUACUGGCCUCAAAUCAUCCCCGUCGUUGCCUGCUUGGCUGGAAUCUUCGUGAUCUUCGUCAGCUGUUGCGGCUGCUGUACUGCCGCCAAGGACAAUAAAGGAUUCACUAUUAUGCAGUCGAUCUUCAUCAUCAUCACCUUAAUAGUGCUUAUCACCAGUGCGGCCUUAACCUUGAAAUAUGGAGACAAUGAAGAAACAGAUGUGUACUUAACAGACGCUUUAACUGAUGGAUUCUCCGAAGCUAAAACGAGUCCAAACCACCAGGAAAUGUUUUCAAAGAUUGAGAGCUGGUUAGAAUGCUGUGGUGCUGAAGGCUCAUCAAGUUACAGACCUCACGGAGUGACGGUUUUACCAAAAACCUGCUGCGGAUAUCCUGAAGAUUCAAACCAGAGGUGUGAAUUCACUUCUAAGGAAGCUACAGAUAGGCACGGUUGUGUGAAAGUUGUAGUUUCUUACAGUAGAUUGUUCUUAAGAGUUUUAGCAGCGACGGCAGUGGUCGCUGCCUUUUUUGGAAUCCUAAGUUUAGUAGCGACUUUAGCUUUAUCGAUAGGGUUAAAGAAAAAACCAGCAGUGUAUGAAGCGACGGACAUUGAGACGAAGAAAGGACUUUUGUAAAGUGUUGUGUUGUGUGAAGAGAGUCAAGCUUUAAUGUCCCGCCGUUCGGGUGGAACUUCUCAAGUUUUAUUUUGAAAACUUUCAAGAAGUUUCAGCGUUUGUUAGUUGAGGUGAAAUUGUAUGUUCAAAGGUUAGUUGCAAUAUUUUCUCAAUGUUCACUGAUUUAAAUAGUUUGAAUGCAUUGUGUCUGUGGGUGAGUGUGUGCGUGAAUGCUUAAUAUUUAUUAUUUAAAACGCGAAUGGUGAGAUAACCAAAGAAUAAACAUAUGAUGUAGUUUUUACUUAUGUAUAAUAGUGUCAUUUGAAAGAUAAAUCAUUCAUUUAUUCAAAGAUAAUUUUAAUUCUUAAACUAAAUGUUGUGAACAAACAUUGUGAAUUCGU
Messenger RNA from Leguminivora glycinivorella, 1229 nucleotides. RefSeq names its product leukocyte surface antigen CD53-like. Bases 1 to 849 code for a protein of 282 amino acids. Gene Ontology annotation, cellular component: membrane. The record is from RefSeq and is a predicted model, not a curated record. NCBI's taxonomy places the organism in Eukaryota, Metazoa, Arthropoda, Insecta, Lepidoptera, Tortricidae. The transcript is spliced from 3 exons.